Molecule: messenger RNA, 5965 nt
Organism: Varanus komodoensis (Komodo dragon)
Lineage: Eukaryota; Metazoa; Chordata; Lepidosauria; Squamata; Varanidae
Gene: VANGL1
Product: VANGL planar cell polarity protein 1
Exons: 7
Coding region: 1016-2584 (522 amino acids)
Biological process (GO): multicellular organism development
Cellular component (GO): plasma membrane
Source: RefSeq, a predicted model, not a curated record
ACCAAUGACCUAGGAAGGCUGUGGGCUCUCCCACACUAGAGGCAUUCAGAAAGCUACUGCACAACCAUAUGAGAGGGAUGGUUAGGGUUCCGCACUAAGUUAGAGUCCUGUACUGAGCAGGGGGUUGGAUCUAAUGGCCCUCUGGCCCCUUCCAGCGCUACUAUCCUAUGAUUCUAUGAAGUUCUACCUGUUUUUGUUUAUGUGUGGGUUUUGUUUUUGUUUUUUUAGUAUUGAUCUUGUAGGAUUUUGGCAAGUGUGUCCACUCUAAGUUCCAAUAAUUUGGCUGCUUCCUUAAGUUGUAGCUGAGCCAUUGUACUACUUACAGAGCUGCUUCAGUCGCCUUCUGAACUCUGAAAAGCCCCAUUCAUAUUAAGUACCAUUUUUCAGCAUUCAUUCAUUCACUAACUAAAUUUGACUUAAGAUAAAGUCACCAGUACAGUAUUUUAACCAAUCAAAAUACAAAUAUAAAAAUGUGUGGGUUUGAACAUCAAAGCCUACUUUGAUGAGGAGGUAGCAUAUUUAGGUGUGACUUCAUUCUGUCUUUUCAGAUUCAGUGUCAAACCCCACCCCCCACCCUGAAAAAACAUAAGGGUUUAAAUGCAUGGAAACUUUUGUUGGUGCAGUUUCUCUCAUCUCACCCUGCCAAGGUGCUCCUUUCAAAAUUCUCUCUUGCACACAACAAUUAAAAGGAUUAGGAACCUGUUUUCAUCUGAGUGCCUUGGAUACAGAGUGUCUGAGUAUUAUCAACAAAGUCAGAAAAUGAGUUAUCAAAGGGAAUGUACCAACAGUUGCAUUGAGUAGACCUUCUUAUUAUUGGUUUUUCUUUUCUUAGGUUUAUGCUGAGGAUCAAGUGAACUAUUCCUGCUUCCUCAGAGGUGAAGGCUAAAAUUGUCGUGCUCUUGAAUGUUUGGACUUGUGGAUUAACAAGAAUACCCCAACUUUUCCUCUGGACGUAGUGACUCGCGAAGCACAAAGCGUGUGCCACUCCCUGCUGUUACCUGCCUUUUCUUCUGCCAUGGAUACAGAGUCAACCUAUUCUGGAUAUUCCCACUAUUCAGGUCACUCCAGAAAAACUCAGAGACAAGGGAGCCGGGAUAGGCACAAAUCAUCUCGGAGUAAAGAUGGCGGUCACUCAGAGAAGUCGGUUAGCAUUCAAGCACCACCAGCAGAGCUACUGUUGGGAAAUGAUACUUCUCAGGCAGAGGAUGCUCAGGAUGACAACUGGGGCGAGACCACAACUGCCAUAACAGGUACUUCAGAACAUAGUGUGUCCCUGGAGGACAUUUCCAGGAUCAGCAAGGACUUGGAAGACAGUGUUGGCAUAGACUGCAAGCGUUACCUUGCCCUUACAGUGGCUGCCAUUUUGGGACUUCUUGUUUUCCUUACUCCUAUCACCUUUAUUCUGCUCCCACAGAUCCUAUGGAGAAAUGAAUUGGAGCCAUGUGGCACAGCUUGUGAAGGACUCUUUAUCUCUGUGGCUUUCAAACUCCUGAUACUCUUGAUUGGUACCUGGGCUCUUUUUUUUCGCCAGCCCAAGGCUGAUCUCCCAAGAAUGUUUGUCCUCCGCACCCUCAUUCUGGUCCUUGUAUUUCUGCUCGUGUUUUCCUACUGGCUUUUUUAUGGUGUUCGUAUUUUGGAGUCUAAGGACCUUAGUUACCAGGAGAUUGUACAGUUUGCUGUGUCACUCGUGGAUGUGCUGCUUUUUGUUCAUUAUCUUGCUAUUGUGGUGCUGGAACUGAGACAGCUACAGCCUAUGUUCACGGUCAAAGUGGUUCGAUCGACAGAUGGAGAAUCACGCUAUUACAGCUUGGGACACUUGAGUAUCCAGCGUGCUGCUUUAAUCAUUUUGGAAAAUUACUACAGGGACUUUGCUGUCUAUAAUCCAGUGUUGUUAAUGACUUCCAAAACACGCUCAACGAAGCACAUGGCAGGACUGAAGGUCUACAGUGUUGAUGGGCCAGACACUAAUGCUACUGGGCAGUCCAGGGCCAUGAUUGCUGCUGCAGCUCACCACAGAGACUCGAGUCACAAUGAACUGUAUUAUGAAGAAGCAGACCAUGAGCGAAGGGUCAGGAAACGUCGUGCAAGGCUCGUGGUAGCAGUUGAAGAAGCUUUCACCCAUGUUAAGUGUCUACAAGCCGAAGAGCAGCAGAAAGCCCCAGGGGAAGUCAUGGAUCCUCGAGAGGCAGCUCAGGCCAUCUUCCCCUCCAUGGCAAGAGUACUGCAGAAAUACUUAAGGACUACAAGACAACAGCACUAUCAUACCAUGGAGAGCAUCUUGCAGCACCUGGCCUUCUGUAUUGCCAACAACAUGACACCAAAGGCUUUCCUGGAACGCUAUCUCAAUCCAGGUCCAACCCUGCAGUACAACAAGGAUCGUUGGUUCUCCAAACACUGGACACUCGUUAGUGAAGAAGCUGUAACAAAAGAAUUAAGGGAUGGUGCUACGUUUGUCCUCAAGUGCUUGGAUUUCAGCCUCGUCAUUAAUGUGAAGAAAAUUCCUUUCAUCAAACUCUCAGAGGAGUUCAUUGACCCCAAAUUUCAUAAGUUUGCCCUUCGCUUACAGUCUGAAACAUCAGUCUAGGUGUGGGUGUGGGGUGGUGUGAGAAGGGCAUAAUUUCUGAUUUCACGUGAUCAGGUAUUUGGAUUUGGUUUUUUCCCCCUUUUAUUCAGAUCAUUAAGCACAGGUGAUGGACCACAAAUAUAUUCGCCAUCUGCACUUUAUCAGUCAGGAGAAAGAGGUUGGAGAUUUCUAGAGUCUAGAAAGAUGGACUGGAUUAGCAUGUUCAUCAGGACUGAAUAGAAGCCCUAAGCUCAUGCGCGCUGCAGAGGCCUGGGAGCUCUGGUGGUGGUAUGCUUUUAGAUCAGCUGCUGCUCCAUCUUACACACAUACAUACAGAGACCUGUAUUUCCUGACACAAUGUAUUUCAUGCAUGCAUUUUGCUUAGCUUUGCUUAGCUUUUGGCAGUCACCUGUGUAGCUCGUUCAGGCUUUGCGCAAAAUCAGGGUCUGCACUAUCCGGACUUUUUUGAACUCAUUCCACAGCUUGAGAUUCCAAACCUACAGCAGACAGUGCAUGUGUGAGAGCUGUUUGUCUGCUGUCCUUUCUCUCCUCCCAGCAUUCAGUGCCAUAAAUUCAUUCCUAACUCCAUGGGGCAGCAGCUGCUGGAGGUGGAAUAGUGCUCUUAAUUGUGGUUUCUCAAUUCAGACACUGUACCACUGCAAAUGUUUUAAUGCUUUUUAACAUGUUUAAGAUAACUCAGUGAAGCCAAAAUAAAGUGGGUUUGCAGGUAACCUAUUGGGCAGUACCUGUCAGGGGAUUUGGAAGGCCAUUUUGAUUCUUAAAGGUAAUAUAAGUAUCUUAUACUGGGGUUCUGCAUAAUUCCAUCUUUCCAUAGGCUAGUAAGUUACUUCUUUCAGCACUCUCUAUAAUUUAGCAGUUUUGAAUAAUAACCAAUUUUCUGUAUAAGGGCUUUCUUCCUGUCAGAAUCUUAUAACCCAUGUAUGUGUCCUCCUAGUUUAAGCUCCCCUUUCUUUCCUUGUGUGUGCGUAAAACUUAUUUUUCUAACCCUUCUAGGGUUUGUCUUUUACUUUUUGCCUCUUUAUCUCUCAAAUAUAGAAUGGUUGAGCAGAAUGUGGUGGUUAGCAGAGUCUGACAAAUAUAAUUGUGGAGUGGUUGGACAUUUCUAGAUUUAGUUGUAUUUUGAGAGCAAACUUACUGAGUGUUGUUGGGUCCACGAUUCCACAAGUUUUAGCUGGUUCUGGUGGUUAUUAUUUGUGUUUGCAGCUGAUAUCUUUGCUUGUCCUCCGUCAUACACAGAAAGGAGCCCGUUGUUUUUGAGGGUCUCCACAGCCUGGAGAAACUACCAUGCUUUCCCUUCAGCAAGUUUUCUACAUAUGGAAGAUGACAUAUCCAGUCUCCCCAAGAAAAGUGGGGAAGGGCAAUCUCACUUUUUCUGAGGAACUGGGGGAAAAUGUUCACCUCAGAAAUAAUGUGAUCCAUGUUAGUCCCUUAACAAAUACUUCGGUGGACCUCUGCUUGUUUCCUGCAUUCACCUAUUCACAGAUUCUGCUUGCAGUGGCUCUUGGUGGUAGGAACGUUUUGAUUACUUUGAAAGCUAGACAUGAAAACGAAAUAUAAAAUCAAAUAAAACUUUACAGAGAUGUUACAGUAAGAAUAGUCCAUUGAACAAACAUUGCCAGCAUUUUUGUCAAACCAGGCAUAUGUGUCGACAUGCUAAAUCAUAGCUGAUACAGCCCUGCCAUACAACUUGAGUUUUUACCCUGUUUCAAUAGUUAACAAAGGUAGGCCAGGUUUAACCCAUUCAUGCACACACUGCAUAUAUUUUCCUAUCCCACAGACUCCUCAAACAUAAUACAUUAUUAAUUAAAGGACAUCUGCCAUAUUUAGCUCAGUUUUUCUUUCAAACUUGAAAGCAAAUUAUUUUUCCAGUAAUUUGUCAAUAAUACCAUAGUCAAGCAUUAACAAAUUGCCAAUUCAUUCUUAAAACAAGCAUCCAAUAUCUUUCUGUUUACCUGUACAACUCUACUGUAGAUUAAAAGUGUAGGUAUACAUAGGUUUUUGCACAAGUAAUACUCUGUACAGGUGGCUUUUUUUUUUAAUCUGGAAGAUUUGUAUUUCCAGCAUAUAUAAUUUUGUGGAAUUGGAGGGUUUCUCGGGACAUGUCUAAAUUUAAAGGGGCUUUCUCUAUCACAACAAGGGGAUUUCUCUACUGCGUAGUCCUAGUAAGGAAUAUGGAUUAAAGUAAAACUCCAAAAAACAAUAACGGCAAGCUUUAGGCAGAACAAGAGCCUACAGGUUCUACAUGUUGGGUGCUGAAGGAAUUUUCAGUCUAAACUUGCAUAGGAUUGUGCCUUAUGAUGUUUAAACAUGGACUCACACUCAGUAAAAGCUUUACUCAAACAUUGAUGCAAGUGACUUGUCCUUGCUUAAAUUUGAAGCACAUGUUCAUAAAGAAUGUGGUUUGGGAUUCAAAUUUUGAAUUUCAAGUGUUACACAAUCCUUCAUUUUCAAGAUUAAUCAGCUUUUGGCUGCAGUUGUACUUUCCAUUCCAUGUUUCUGCAUUAUAUGAAGGAGCCCAGCUGCUCAAAGAGCAACGCAACAUUGGGAUGGGGUGCAAAAAAAAAAAAAAAGAAAGAAAAAAAAAGCUCCUUAAAACAAUUAACUUAUUUUUAUUCCCCACCAUGUUCUUCUGCCAAAUAUUCUGCUACUCAAUUUCGCUUGGUUUUUGUUUGAAAGCAAUAAUCUCUCUCUCUCUCUCCCUCUCUCUCUCUCUCUCUCUCUCUCUCUCUCUCUCUCUCUCUUUCUCUCUCUCUCUUAAUUUAACUGAAUUAUACCUGGUGGCUUAAUGUAGGAUGGAAUAACCCUUUCUUGGCACAAACUUACUUUGGGAAUCCUAUUUCAGUUGCAUCACUUCCUAAAAAAUAAAUAUUUUAAACAAUGUUUGACUGUAACCAUCCAGUUAGAUGUGGAUGCUCGGUAAGCCUGCCAUCUCUUGUGAUGUGUAAAUUCAGAGCAAAGGACAUGGAAAAAUAGAAGCAGAGCAAGUCAGAAGGGGCCUCCAGGGCCAUCUAGUCUGGCCCCCAGCUCCAGCCAGCUCCGCUCAUGACAUGCCUACCAUAUGCAUGUCCAGCUUAUCUUUCAACAACCUCUCCGAUGGGGCUUCAGUCACUUCCCAUGGAAGCCCAUUCCAUAUCCUCAGUGUCCUAACUGUCAGGAAGGACUUCCUGGCAUUCAAAUUGAAUCUUGGUUUCCUGACCUUUGCUCCAUUGGAACGCAUCCUGCCCUUCUCCAUAGGGGAAAUCAGGUCUUGACUCACCUCUGCAUGACACCCCCUCAUGUACCUAUAGGUCACCAACAGAUUCCCCUCAGAGUCUCCUUCAGGCUGAAAAGACCCAGUUCCCUCCGUCUUGCUUCAUACGGCUUCCCUCACAAUUUGGCCUC